Molecule: messenger RNA, 1967 nt
Organism: Cryptomeria japonica (Japanese cedar)
Lineage: Eukaryota; Viridiplantae; Streptophyta; Pinopsida; Cupressales; Cupressaceae
Exons: 6
Coding region: 304-1791 (495 amino acids)
Molecular function (GO): DNA binding; DNA-binding transcription factor activity
Source: RefSeq, a predicted model, not a curated record
AAUAUAAAUAAAUUCUUUUCAUCUGUACAGUCAUUUUUCUCUGGCACUUUUUCAUCGUCAUUAAAAAUAGAUGACAUUCUUUCAAAUGCCCAUAUUUUAUUUCAAUUUCAUGGUAUCCUCUUAUAGCAAAUCUUCUUUCAUCAAUGAAUGGAAGUAGUCCCUCUGGAUUAUAUAGAUGUUAGCUUAAAACAGCUUUAUGAAAGGGCAUAUGUAUUAUAGACAUAAUUCUUUUGAUGGGGGUAAUUUCCCAAAAAAAAUUAUACUUAUCUAGUCACGUUGAAUCUGCAGAAAAAUUUGAACACUAUGAAUGGAGGCCUUGAGUCUAUAUUAAAUUUCAAACCCUCUACUUCAGUUAAGAAUGAAGUUGGUUUCCCACAGCCUAUUCCCCAGAAAGCAAAUGAGAAGUAUUCACCUGUUCCAAUGGCCAAUUAUGCCAACCCAUUCUUUGACCAAGCUCCUCUGAUUCAGCCUCCAUUAUCAGUAGCCACAAAAUUGCCAUGGUUACCACAAACGGGACCUGUCAUUGUUGAGCCAUUUUUCCAGAAACGCACAUCACUUCCCAUUUCAACAAAUUUAUCUGGCAGUUCUAGUGAUCACACUCCUCUAAUUCAGUUUCCUUCAUCAGCAGCGAAAGAUUUCCCAUUGUUUCCACAAACAGAAUCUGUUAUUGCUGAACCAAUUUUCGAAAACCCCACAUCACUUUCCAUUUCAACAAAUUUAUCUGGCAGUUCCAGUUGCAUUCAUAAUGAGAAUACAACCUUUCAAGGAAAUUUUGAUAAACUAGAACUUGCAUACCAGGCUCCAGAUGAAAAAUGUACACAACACAUUGCAUUUAAGGAAAUGCAAUCUUAUGCCUAUAACAUGAAGGCAACUAGUUUUGAACGAAGAAAGCACAGAAUCAAGGUAAGAAGGGAUUGCAGGUCUAAAGAACGUCGUCCAUAUCAAGUUUUUGAGAAGAGGUGCUCUAAAUAUAAGAACAAACGACUCUAUAGCUCUAUACUGGCUCAUCUGCAUCCAACAAACACCAAAGAUGAAACCAAGACACAAUUAUCAAAUGAAGGAUUGAGACUCCUUUUGCAGAAGCAGUUGGAAAACAGUGAUGUUAGCAAUCUUGGACGAAUAGUUCUUCCUAAGAAAGCUGCAGAGGCAAACCUUCCACGCCUAGAGAUGAAGGAAGGCAUUGUCAUAUCAGCAAAGGACCAUGACAAUGAUCGCAGUUGGAUUCUCAAAUACAGGUUCUGGCCAAACAAUAAGACUAGAAUGUAUAUAUUGGAAAAUACGGGGGCUUUCAUUCGAGAACAUGGUCUUCAAAAAGGAGAUUUGUUGAUGCUUUAUGAGGAUGAAGAUAGAUAUGUGAUCAGAGGUAUAAAAGCAACAGAAUCAAAAGAAAGUAAUUCAUCUUCAUGUAAGAAUGAACCAAAGUUGGAAUCUAGUGAAGAUGGAGGUGACCAAAUCCCAGUUGGGGAUAGCGUUCUUGCUUCACAAGGUAUAGAAAAUACAAGCAUACCUGAAACUACUCAUGAAAUGAACCAGAGCAUCUUAUCAAUAAAAGGAGAGGAGGCGAACAUCAUGGCUCAUGAACCUGAAGUUCCAUUGAUAGCUAAUAUGCCUCUUGAAGAGUCUGACGAGUCUAAAGUUCCAUUGAUAUCUCAUACACCUUUUGAAGAGUCUGACGAAUCUGAAGUUCCAUUAAUAGUUAAUCCACGUUUUGAAGAGAGAGAAAUAUUUUCUUCAUUGGAGGACCUGCGUGGUAUGUACCUUUUCAAGGCAACGGAUUGGAGAGCAUCCUAAACUAACCCACCCUAAGUAUAAGAGAUCAAUUAUUGAUUAACAAUAGAGGUUUAAUUUUUCUUUAUUAUUUUUAUAUAUACCUAUUGAUAUGGUUCUUAUGUUUAAGGAACUUAGUAAGUCAUGGUUUCAUUAUAUAUGAUUUUUAUAUAUAUCUAUUGACAUGGUUCUUAUGUUUA